Coregonus clupeaformis (lake whitefish) is the source of this 615-nucleotide messenger RNA. RefSeq names its product TBC1 domain family member 23-like. NCBI's taxonomy places the organism in Eukaryota, Metazoa, Chordata, Actinopteri, Salmoniformes, Salmonidae. The transcript is spliced from 2 exons. The record is from RefSeq and is a predicted model, not a curated record. The coding region runs from base 163 to 417 and encodes 84 amino acids. Gene Ontology annotation, cellular component: trans-Golgi network. Gene Ontology annotation, biological process: retrograde transport, endosome to Golgi; embryonic brain development.
UCUUGUCUAUUGUAUGUUUUAGUACAUGAACCCAGAAAGAUUAUCCCUGAUCCGCUAAUGGUUACCUUCAUUAAUUAGAUGAACUAACAUGCAACAUUGUUCCUGUUUCUAAUGUAAUAUGGUUCCUGUUUCACCAGUCACCUGCUGAUCACAGCGACCCACAUGUACUGUCUGAGGGAGAUCGCGUCCAGGAAGGGUUUUGCCUAUAUCCAGUCCAGACAGGCCCUCAACAGCGUGGUCAAGAUCACCUCCAAGAAGAAACACCCAGAACUCAUCACCUUCAAGUUCGGCAACAGCAACACUGCUGGAAUAGAGAUUUCUGCUGUGGAGAGGUAUCUAAUCCCCAACGCGGGCGACGCAACCAAGGCCAUCAAACAGCAGAUCAUGAAGGUUCUGGAUGCCCUGGAGAGUUCCUAGAGACAGACAGAGAUACAUGAGAGCCCCCCCAGCUGGCCGGAAGGGGAACUGCAGGGAGGGAAGACGUCUGUGUGUCUGUCAGCUGAGGGCAGGGUGCUCUCUCUUUCUAUUUAUAUAUAUCUCUCCCUUUCUCUCUGUCCUCCUCCUCUUUCCAGCCAGGCGAGGACCAGGACAGAUCCAGUGUUGACUGACUGUUAA